Molecule: messenger RNA, 4175 nt
Organism: Nelumbo nucifera (sacred lotus)
Lineage: Eukaryota; Viridiplantae; Streptophyta; Magnoliopsida; Proteales; Nelumbonaceae
Source: RefSeq, a predicted model, not a curated record
ACAGAGGAAUGACGAAACCAGAAAGAAAGAUUUCGACCAGAUGGUUUUCCCUAUAUCCCUCUUCAUUUUAUUUCGCUAGGGAUUUACCAGUAGAUAGAGAUGGUAACCGAUCACCUUAUUGGGGUUCGUCUUCAAUAUUAGUUUUGGACCUUAAUUUCUCAGGCAGCACUUCUGGUUCUGAAAUACUUUAUGCACUAAAAAGACAAAGCAAGAAAUCAUUCAAUUCUUAUUCUGCCACUUGGUUACAGCUAGAGUAGAACUUCGGAAGAGGCAAGGCUAGAGUAGAGUUUCUCCAAAAACGUCCGGUGAAGAAUAUUUCGAACGCAACCGCUGCAAGAUGUAAACGAACACAACCGCUUCAAUAUUCCGUCGUCCGAUGAAGAAUAUUCGCCGAAAAAUUUGGAAAGUUACAGAUGCCGUCCGGUGAUGAAUAUUACGAACACAACCGCUGCAAGAUGAAAACAAACUAUGUCUGGUGAAGAAUCGUCCGGUGAAGAAUAUUCCGAGCACAACCGCUGCAAGAUGAAAACGAACACAACCACUGCAAUAUUCCGUCGUCUGGUGAAAAGUAGGCGCCGAAAAAUUUGGAAAGUCAAAGAUGCCGUCCGGUGAUGAAUAUUCCGAACACAACCGCUGCAAGAUGAACUAUGUCCGGUUAAGAAUCGUCCGGUGAUGAAUACUCCAAAUACAACCGCUGCAAUAUUCCGUCGUCCGGUGAAGAAUCGUCACUAGAAUAUUCCGGGAAGUGGAAUAUUCUGAGCACUAUGUCUGCUUGCUCGAGUAAAGCCUUUGCUCAACAGCACCACAGUCCAUUCUCCUUGCUAAAUCUAUGGUUUCGUUGCAUCCUGAACACUCUGAAAACUUAAGUGCCACAUCAGCUCUUUCGUCAACCACAACAAGCUCACCAUCAUUGGUUAUUGCCAAUAUCACUGGAUAAGGGGUGAUUUGGCCUGACCUCAUAAUUGGGUGAUACGUGUACGUGAUUCGAUAUAAAUGACAAUUCGAUAUGAGUAGAUCGGCACGUGGACAUGGCUCAACGCAUGGGAGAACUCAGCAAGUAUCAGCUCGCUACAGAACGAGCUCGAAUACACUAAUGUCUYGAGCUGAAGGUACUUCGGGUUGAGUCCAUCCCAAUUCACGAACUAAAACAACAACACCAAGUUCUCAGCAGUCCGAACCCAAGUAAGUGGGCCACCUCAAAGACGACUUGCCUCGGGCAGAAUCACCUCGGCACGCCACCAGCAGCUCGUCACGGAUAGCUCGCCACCAAGUAGCUCGCUACAGGGUCGCUCGUUGUCAAGUAGCCCGGCGUCGCGCAAGAAGCUUCCUGCCUGACAGAACCGUACCUACCAACUCUGAARACUGCACCCACGUCCCUUGUCUGGCGGUGCAAUAUCUGCCAACUCUAAGGAUUGCACUCAUGUCUCUCGCCUGGCGGCGUCGUGCCUGCCAACCCCGGAGGUUGUCUCCUGCCUAACGGAACCGUACCCUACAACAGUUGCAUUAGCCCACCUGCUCCCCAGUCCUGACGAUGAUAGCCAGUCACUCCGAAACGUUACCUGACAACAUAUCGCCGUGGUAGAGAUUCGGGAUCAAGCCCACCAAACCUGUCAGGAUGUCAAUAUAUAAACACUUCAACCCCCCAGGGGCCAAGGCAUCGCAUAUUCACCACUCUCUAGCUUUCUUAUCUUCUUGCAAACUCAUUCUCUUCUAGCUCGCAACUGAGUACUAACUUAAGCAUCGGAGUGCUCCCGUCGGAUAAGCAACCCUGGGUUCCUUCAUCUCUCUUCACGUAGGUAUCUCUCGCCCGUCGCCAGCUAGGAGCCCAGUCACCUAUAGYUAGGAGUGGCCGGAUUGCGCAUCAUCAUCGCUAGUSUUAUACCAAUCAAGCUUGACGAUGGAUCUCUUCCCGUACCUGAUAAAAACAACACAGAGUUUGCAUCAUGGUAUGAACGAGACUAGAUGAUAUUAUCUUGGAUUCAAGCAACCUUAUCUCUUUCAGCCCUACCCUAUAUGGUUGGUGUGAAGUCUUCCAAGCAGGCAUGGGAUAUUAUUGAACAUCGGUAUGCCUCAGCGACACCUAUACUAAAGCUUUUAUGCUACCACCUCCAGGCUAUACUAAAGCUAAGCCAAAUGAAGUUUGCUUGUUAAAAAGGCCUUUGUAUGGUUUAAAGCAGGAUUCUCGCCAAUGGAAUGUUGAGUUUUGUGCUAAACUUCAAGCUUAUGGGUUUGUCGAAAGUGCACAUGAUCAUUUUCUCCUACUUCAUUUUUAGCCUUAUUAGUGUAUGUAGAUGAUGUUCUUGUUACUGAGACUCAUGAGUCUGAGAUUAAGAAGGUCAAACAGUUUCUUCAUGACACGUUUACUAUUAAAGACAUGGGGUAUGCUAAAUAUUUUUUAGGCCUUGAAAUUGCAAGGGGUUCUGAUGGAACUUAUGUCAAUCAAAGAAAAUAUGUGUUAGAUAUUUUGCAAGAUGCAGACCUUCUUGGAGCUAAACUUGUUGUUACACCAUUGCCAAAGGGGCAAAAAUUUUCUUCUACUGGUAGUUACUUGGAUGAACCAGAGAAAUAUCGCAGGUUAGUUGGUAGGUUGUUGUAUCUCAAUCUCACAAGGCCAGACAUAUCUUAUGCUGUCCAACACCUUAGUCAAUAUGUGCACUCUCCUACUCAAGAUCACUGGCAAGCAGCACUUCAUGUUCUGAAGUAUCUCAAGGGUACACCUUCCAGAGGUUUGUUUUUCUCAUCUAAUAAUAAUCUGUCCCUUGAAGCCUUUUGUGAUGCAGACUGGGCUGCAUGUAAGGAGUCCCGCAAGUCACUCACUGGUUACUGCAUAUAUUUGGGGUAUUCUCUCAUUUCUUGGAAGACUAAGAAACAAUCCACCGUCAGCAGGUCUUCAGUUGAGGCAGAAUAUAGAAGCCUUGCUUCUAUUGUUUGUGAGCUCCRGUGGAUUAGUUAUAUUUUGCAGGAUUUUCAAGUCAGCCCUCCUUUGCAAUCCGUCUUUGGUGCGAUAACAUGGCAGCUUUACAUAUUACUGCCAACCCAGUCUUCYAGCAUGUUUCUACACUUGGACGACCGUUGCGUCGUCUCAAAAAAGGUUCUCUUUCUAUGAAUGAGUAUUUGCAAAAAUUCAAAGCAAUCUGUGAUCAAUUGGCAGCCUGUGGAUCCCCUGUGUCAGAAGGAUGAAUUGCAGAUUUACAUAUUGGAUGGAUUACCUCAAUCCUAUCGCCCAUUUGCUGCAACCAUACGUGGCAGAUCUCGCACUGAAUCUGUCACUUUGGAAGAGUUACAUGACCUGUUAACUGGUGAAGAGUUGUCUCUUGCAGAAGACAUUGCAUCUGAACCGACAUCUGCGUUCAAUGCAAACAAAACUGCCCGCUCACCUCAAUACGGGAAAGGCCCUAACAAUGGGCGUUCACAUCAGCAGCAACAAGAUUUUGAUACCACCAAACGUCCACACUUAGGACGAAACAACAACAAUUCACCUAAAUCUCAGUUUCCUCUUCCAAACAAUUCUGGGCGUGUUCACACUUUUGACAGCCGUCCAUCUAUGCCCAGCAACCGACCUAUCUGCCAAAUAUGCAAUAAGACAGGUCAUAUUGCCCUUGACUGCUUCCAAAGACUCAACCUCUCCUUUCAGGGUCGUCAACCACCUGAGAAACUCAUGGCUAUGGCUGCUGCUGCACGGGAUGCCCUCGAUGAUACUACUUGGUAUUCUGACACUGGAGCUUCUCAUCACAUUACACCUGACCUCGGUAAUAUUUCUCAUUCUUCCCCUGAGUACUCAGGAUCAGACGAGGUCCAAGCUGGUAAAGGUCACGGGCUAGGACAAAGCAUCGGGUGCGACCCUUCAUCGCAGAGCAACUGAGAGUGGACUCUACCCAUUCAAGACUUUCAAAUCUCAGUCUUCAUCAACUAGUCAACCUGUUGCCCAUGUUAGCAAUCGCCAGUCACAGGAUCUCUGGCACCACCGCCUGGGUCACCCAUCUCGAGACAUCCAAGCCUCCAUUUUGUCUGUUAAGUCCCCCAACAUUAAUAAUUUGUGUUCAUCUUGCCAAUUUUGUCUUCACACCUUUAUUUUUAAUUCAUUGUAAUGUUUGGGGUCCUUCCUCUAUUUUAUCAAUUUCAAAUUAUCGUUAUUAUGUAUUAUUUGUGGAUAAUCAUACCCGAUAUUCCUUACA